Daldinia caldariorum is the source of this 1296-nucleotide messenger RNA. RefSeq names its product enolase C-terminal domain-like protein. The transcript is spliced from 4 exons. The coding region runs from base 1 to 1296 and encodes 431 amino acids. The record is from RefSeq and is a predicted model, not a curated record. NCBI's taxonomy places the organism in Eukaryota, Fungi, Ascomycota, Sordariomycetes, Xylariales, Hypoxylaceae. Gene Ontology annotation, biological process: carbohydrate catabolic process. Gene Ontology annotation, molecular function: magnesium ion binding; L-rhamnonate dehydratase activity.
AUGGCUUCGGUGAGACAAUUUCCCACCAUCAAAGCUAUCAGGUCGUAUGUGAUUAACGGCGUCGGCUCAGGAGGUGACUAUCACAACGUCAAGGGCGGCCAUUGGCUGAUCGAUACGGAUAUAUCGACACCGUGCUCUAUAUGGGAUAAAUAUAAGAAAUCCAGGACAAGUUGGGGUAUCAAUGUCCUUGGAUCGUUCCUUGUGGAAAUUGAAGCUAGUGAUGGCACGGUAGGCUUCGCAACAGGUUUUGGAGGUCCUCCGGCUUGUUGGAUCGUUCACAAGCACUUCGAAAGGUUCCUAAUCGGCGCUGAUCCUAGAAAUACCAACCUCCUGUUCGAACAGAUGUAUCGAGCGUCCAUGUUUUACGGCCGCAAGGGCUUACCCAUAGCUAUCAUUUCCGUUAUCGACCUAGCUCUUUGGGAUCUGCUCGGGAAAUUGAGAAACGAGCCCGUGUAUAGGCUCAUCGGCGGGGCGGCGCGAGAGCGAAUAGACUUUUACUGCACGGGCCCUGAGCCGACGGCGGCAAAGGCGAUGGGUUUCUGGGGAGCCAAGGUUCCCCUUCCGUACUGUCCUGCCGAUGGACAUGAAGGUCUGAGAAAGAACAUAGAAUUCCUUCGAAAGCAUCGCGAGAGCGUCGGACCGGACUUUCCCAUCAUGGUCGAUUGCUAUAUGAGCUUAAACGUGCCGUAUACCAUCGAGAUCGCUAAGAAAUGCGAAGAUCUGAACAUUAACUGGUGGGAGGAAUGCUUAACUCCCGACGACACGGACGGAUUCGAACAGAUUAAGAGGGCGCAUCCUACGCUCAAGUUUACGACCGGAGAGCACGAAUAUUCGAGGUACGGGUUUCGCAAGCUGAUCGAAGGGCGUAACCUCGAUAUCAUUCAACCAGACGUCAUGUGGCUCGGCGGUAUGACGGAGCUUCUAAAGGUCUCUGCUAUGGCUGCCGCUUACGAUAUUCCCGUCGUGCCUCACGCGAGCGGUCCGUAUAGCUAUCAUUUUGUUAUUUCCCAACCGAAUACCCCGUUUCAAGAGUAUCUAGCCAACUCUCCGGACGGAAAGAGUGUUUUACCGGUCUUUGGUGAUCUUUUCCUCGACGAACCUAUUCCGACGAAGGGAUUCUUGACGGCCGCCGACCUCGAUAAGCCCGGCUUUGGCCUUACCUUGAAUCCCGCCGCCAGGGCGAAGCUGAUCCCUUCGGACUAUUUAUUAAGUCCGCCGCCGACGAACGCAUUGCAAACCGCGACAGGGCUGCCCGAUUCGACUGGCCACGAGGAGGCGGGAUCUGCCGAGAAGUAG